UGAGCAUACAGGAUGGAGAAGUGAAGACAGGUGCAACUUCAAGAUGAAUGGACUUGUGGUUAUCAAUGCAGCUCUAUUUGUCCUCACUGCAAUCAGUGCUGCAGGCGGUUCGUGGUGUUACCAUGAUCCUAGCUGUGAUGACACCACUUGGUCCACCAUUGCCUCAGAACAUUGCAAUGGAUCCCGUCAGUCUCCCAUCAACAUUGUCUCUGCAUCAGCAGUGGGCGAUGAAACCCUGACUGCCUUCACCUUCACCAAAUACGGAGACAAUUAUACAAUGAACAAGAUCAAGAACACUGGCAAAACUGUCAAAGUCAGGCUGACAAGUGGAGUCCAGAUUGCAGGCGGGGCCUUGUCUGAGGCCUAUGACAGCCUGCACUUUCACCUCCACUGGGGGAAUGGUACCUCUGUACCUGGGUCGGAGCACGCAGUGGAUGGAACCCGCUACCCCAUGGAGUUGCACAUAGUAAAUGCAAAGUCUUCGCACAACGGUAACACGACCAUGGCCGUUGCAGACAGCACGGGACUCGCUGCUCUUGGCUUCUUCAUAGAGCCCGUACCAGGCAAUGUGACUGGUUCACCAGCAGCCUGGAAUACUCUGACAUCCUACUUGGCCAACAUCACACUAAAAGAUGAUAUUGUGAACAUUACUCAUGCUAUUUCAUUGGAUGAGCUCCUGGAAGGGGUGGACCGUACCAAAUACUACCGUUACAAUGGAUCACUGACUACUCCAAAUUGCAACGAGGCUGUGGUUUGGACCGUGUUCAAGGACCCUAUCAAAGUCAGCCAGGACUUGAUUGAUCUAUUCAGCACAACAUUGCACAUUGACCACAACUCCACCUCUGACUUGAUGACCAACGUCUUCAGAAACAAAAAGCCUGUCAACGGCCGGGUGGUGACAACCCAGGGCAGCUCAUCCACAGCCCUGCCACCGUCGGGAGCCUCCACAACGAACUCCUCUCUGGGCCUCAUGGCCCUGGCCUGGAUGCUGCUGAUGGUUUAGUGUCUGAGUAACGCCUUACCUGAAGUGCAUUGCCAUGUCUCCCUUAACCCUCAAGCAACCAACGUAUUUUACAUGCGCCAAUUACCAACUUGGGUCAAAUUUACCCAAAGGAGAAACUGCUGGAAAAAGCAACAAUCAUAGAAAAAUACAAUCUUAUUAAAACAUGAUUAUUUAGACAUGUAAUUCAUGUUGUCUGAAAUAAAUAGUACUUAUUUUAGCUAGAUUUCAUAAAAGAAAAUAUAAAAUGUUCCUGUAUAUAAAGUGCUGUAUGUUUCCAAAGUACAAUCCAUAUUAUUUCCAUGGAAGUACAAGGCUAAUUUAACAUAAUUUGAUAAAAGUAUAAUUUACUUUUCAGAAUGUAAGUAAAUAUUAAUGUUUUCAUAUUUAUCUGGUAAAACAACUACCAAUUAAAAGGGUAGUACACAAAUUCUAAAUAUACUUAAUUUUAUUGACACAAAGUCAUUAAAUUCACUUCAAAAAGUGAUCCUGAGAGACGUUGACUUAAGAGAUUGCUUAGUUUUCUUUAUUUACUUACUCCACAGCCAGCACCAGCAUCACUGUUGGUGAAACAAUGGGUGUGGUGGGUGCUAUGGCAGCAUUUUUCAGAAAGCACCCUCAAAUCCUCUGUCAGUUCAAACCAAAUAAUAGCAUAGCAUCCACAAUGCCAAAAUAUGUUGCACAUAUACAAUAUUGUAGGAUAUUAUAAGAAUUCUGGUAUUUCUAUAACAUUUUCAGUAGAAAUGUACUUUUUCUGAGAAUCCACACCAAUGCAAACUAUGUAUCCAUUCAGAGGGUAGCUGGUUUGUGUAUUACAGUUCUAAGUAUUCAUAACAUUGACAGACAUUUAUGAGCUGGUUUGACUGCAACUAAGCAUACAGUGGGGCAAAAAAAGUAUUUAGUCAGCCACCAAUUGUGCAAGUUCUCCCACUUAAAGAUGAGAGAGGCCUGUAAUUUUCAUCAUAGGUACACUUCAACUAUGACAGACAAAAUGAAAAAAAGAAAAUCACAUUUUAGGAUUUUUGAAUGAAUUUAUUUGCAAAUUAUGGUGGAAAAUAAGUAUUUGGUCAAUAACAAAAGUUUAUCUCAAUACUUUUUUAUAUACCCUUUGUUGGCAAUGACAGAGGUGAAACGUUUUCUGUAAGUCUUCACAAGGUUCUCACACACUGUUGCUGGUAUUUUGGCCCAUUCCUCCAUGCAGAUCUCCUCUAGAGCAGUGAUGUUUUGGGGCUGUUGCUGGGCAACAUGGACUUUCAACUCCCUCCAAAGAUUUUCUAUGGGGUUGAGAUCUGGAGAAUGGCUAGGCCACUCCAGGACCAUGAUAUGCUUCUUACGAAGCCAUUCCUUCGUUGCCCUGGCGGUGUGUUUGGGAUCAUUGUCAUGCUGAAAGACCCAGCACGUUUCAUCUUCAAUGCCCUUGCUGAUGGAAGGAGGUUUUCACUCAAAAUCUCACGAUGCAUGGCCCCAUUCAUUCUUUCCUUUACACGGAUCAGUCGUCCUGGUCCCUUUGCAGAAAAACAGCCCCAAAGCAUGAUGUUUCCACCCCCAUGCUUCACAGCAGGUUCUUUGAAUGCAACUUAACUCAUCGUGUUUGGAGGACAAAGAAUGCUGAGUUUUUACCAAAAAGUUAUAUUUUGGUUUCAUUUGACCAUAUGACAUUGUCCCAAUCUUCUUCUGGAUCAUCCAAAUGCUCUCUAGCAAACUUCAGACGGGCCUGGACAUGUACUGCCUUAAGCAGGGGGACACGUCUGGCACUGCAGGAUUUGAGUCCCUGGCGGCGUAGUGUGUUACUGAUGGUAGGCUUUGUUACUUUGGUCCCAGCUCGCUGCAGGUCAUUCCCUAGGUCCCCCCGUGUGGUUCUGGGAUUUUUGCUCACCGUUCUUGUGAUCAGUUUGACCCCACGGGGUGAGAUCUUGCGUGGAGCCCCAGAUCGAGGGAGAUUAUCAGUGGUCUUGUAUGUCUUCCAUUUCCUAAUAAUUGCUCCCACAGUUGAUUUCUUCAAACCAAGCUGCUUACCUAUUGCAGAUUCAGUCUUCCCAGCCUGGUGCAGGUCUACAAAUUUAUUUCUGGUGUCCUUUGACAGCUCUUUGGUCUUGGCCAUAGUGGAGUUUGGAGUGUCACUGUUUGAGGUUGUGGAUAGGUGUCUUUUAUACGGGUAACAAGUUCAAACAGGUGCCAUUAAUACAGGUAAUGAGUGGAGGACAGAAGAGCCUCUUAUAGAAUAAGUUACACGUCUGUGAGAGCCAGAAGUUUUGCUUGUUUGUAGGUGACCAAAUACUUAUUUUCCACCAUAAUGGAUUUUUUUAAAAUCAUUUUGUCUGUCAUAGUUGAAGUGUAACCUAUGAUGACAAUUACAGGCCUCUCAUCUUUUUAAGUGAGAGAACAUGCACAAUUAGUGGCUAACUAAAUACUUUUUUGCCCCAUUGUAUAUCUAAGGUCGUGUUGAUUUUGUACACGGUCUUACCUAGUUAUAACCAUAGGUCAGUACAUAAGGUGCUCCUUCUCUGCAGUUGAUCUGUUUAUCUGGUCAAAAUCACUGAUACAGUUCUACCUCCAUCUGAUGAUCUGUAUAACUUAUUGUUAUGUAACCAGAGAAACUUGGAUUCAAAUAAAGACGCAUGUCCCCUAGAAUAGCUACUUUUCGGAGUAUACACACUAAUGCUCUGAAUCUACAAAGAGAGCUGUAUAUCGGAGUUCUGUAUUGCGUUUCUAUCAAAUCGUUAUUGGGAGAUGUUUAUACAGUGGGGAGAACACAUGCAAAUUAAUUACUUAAAAAUCAUACAAUGUGAUUUUCUGGAUGUUUGUUAUAGAUUCCGUCUCUCACAGCUGAAGUGUACCUAUGAUAAAAAUGACAGACCUCUACAUGCUUUGUAAGUAGGAAAACCUGCAAAAUCGGCAGUGUAUCAAAUACUUGUUCUCCCCACUGUAUAUACAAAACAAGAUAAUGUUGGUUUUGUACUUACGAUGCGUGGUAUAUAAUAGUACAAUUUUAGGUAAUUACAUGGGGAGCUACAGUACAUUCAGAAAGUAUUCAGACCCAUUCGGUUUUUCCACAUUUUGUUAUGUUACAACCCUUAUUCUAAAAUUUAUUAAAUUGUUAAUUUUCCUCAUCGAUCUACACACUACCCCAUAAUGACAAAGCAAAAACAGGUUUGUAGGCAUUUUACCAAAUUGAUAAAAAUACAAAUUAAAAUAUAACAUUUGCAUAAGUAUUCAGACCCUUUAUUCAGUAAUUUGUGGAAACACUUUUGGCUGAAAUUAAAGCCUUGGGAUUUCUUGGGUAUGAUGCGACAAGCUUGGCAAAACUGUAUUUGGGGAGAUUCUCCCUUCUCUGCAGAUCCUCUCAAGUUCUGUCAUGUUGGGUGGGGCGCAUCGCUGCACUUCCUGCACUGCCGUUCAAACGUUUGGGCUCGCUUAGAAAUGUCCUUGUUUUUUAAAUUACAUUUUAAAAAUUGUCAAUUUUUACAAUAACAUCAAAUUGAUCAGAAAUACAGUGUAGACAUUUUUAAUGUUGUAAAUGAUUAUUGUAGUUGUAAAUUAUUAUUGUAGCUGGAAACGGCUGAUUUUGAAUGGAAUAUCUACAGUUGAAGCCUGAGGUUUACAUACACCGCAGCCAAUUACAUUUAAACUCAGUUUUUCCUGACAAUUCCUGACCUAUCUUAGGUCAGUUAGGAUCACCACUUCAUUUUAAGAAUGCGAAAGGUCAGAAUAACGGUAGACAGAAUGAUUUAUUUCAGCUUUUAUUUAUUUCAUCACAUUCCCAGUGGGUCAGAAGUUCACACAGACUCAAUUACUAUUUGGUAGCAUUGCCUUUAAAUUGUUUAACUUGGGUCAAACGUUUCGGCUAGCCUUCCACAAGCUUCCCACAAUACGUUGGGUGAAUUUUGGCCCAUUCCUCCUGUCAGAGCUGGUGUGACUGAGUCAGGUUUGUAGGCCUCCUUGCUCACACACACUUUUUCAGUUCUGCCUACAAGUUUUCCAUAGGACUGAGGUCAGGGCUUUGUGAUGGCCACUCCCAAUACCUUGACUUUGUUGUCCUUAAGCCAUUUUGCCACAACUUAGUAAGUAUGCUUGGGGUCAUUCUCCAUUUGGAAGACCCAUUUGCGACCAGGCUUUAACUUCCUGACUAAUGUCUUGAGAUGUUGCUUCAAUAUAUCCACAUAAUUUUCCUACCUCAUUGUUAGGAGUGUGUAUUGGAGGCGAAGACAGGUGCAGGAGAGCAGAAUGUAGUGAACAGGUGCACUUUUUAAUUCCGGUCAAAAUGACAGUACAAAAUACAAAAUAAUAAAUGUGCACAAAACAUGGAACAUAGCCAAAAAGUAAUGCACGUAUCAAAAUACACGUAACACAAAUGAUCCUACACAAAGACAUGAUGGGGAACAGAGGAAUACAUUCAUAUGAAUUGAUUGGGGAACCAGGUGUGCAGAGAACAAGACAAACCAAAUGGAUACCUGAAAAAUGGAGCGGCUAUGGCUAGAAAGCCGGUGAUGUCGACCGCUGAAUGCUGCCCGAACAAGGAGAGGAGCCGACUUUGGGGGAAGUCGAGACACUCAUGAUGCCCCACAACAUGAUGCUGCCACCCCCGUGCUUCACAGUUGGGAUGGUGUUCUUGCAAGCCUCCCCCUUUUCCUCCAAACAUAACAAUGGUCAUUAUGACCAAACAGUUCUAUUUUUGUUUCAUCAGACCAGAGGACAUUUCUCCAGAAAGUGCAAUCUUUGUCCCCAUUUGCAGUUGCAAACCGUAAGUCUGGCUUUUUGCUCCCAAGGAUGAACCAGACUUGUGGAGGUCUCAAUUUUUUUUGUGAGGUCUUGGCUGAUUUCAUUUGAUUUUUCCAUGAUGUCAAGCAAAGAGGCACUGAGUUUGAAGGUAGGCCUGGAAAUACAUCCACAGGUACACCUCCAAUUAACUGAUGUCAAUUAGCCUAUCAGAAGCUUAUAAAGCCAUUUUCCAAGCUGUUUAAAGGCACAGUCAACUUAGUGCAUGUAAACCUCUGACCCACUGGAAUUGUGAUACAGUGAAAUAAUCUGUCUGUAAACAAUUGUUGGAAAAAUGACGUGUCAUGCACAAAGUAGAUGCCCUAACCCACUUGCCAAAACUAUAGUUUGUUAACAAGAUAUAUGUGGAGUGGUUGAAAAACGAGUUUUGAUGACUCCAAUGUAAGUGAAGCGGCAACUCUGGGAUGUUGGCCUUCUAGGCAGAGUUCCUCUAUCCAGGGUCUGUUAUUUUGCCCAUCUUAAUCUUUUAUUUUUAUUGGCCAGUCUGAGAUAUGGCUUUUUCUUUGCAACUCUGCCUAGAAGGCCAACAUCCCAGAGUCGCCAUUUCACUGUUGACGUUGAGACUGGUGGUUGCGGGUACUAUUUAAUGAAGCUGCCAGUUGAGGACUUGUGAGGCAUCUGUUUCUCAAACUAGACACAAUAAUGUACUUGUCCUCUUGCUCAGUUGUGCACUGGGGCCUCCAACUCCUCUUUCUAUUCUGGUUAGAGCCAGUUUGCGCUGUUCUGUGAAGGGAGUAGUACACAGCGCUGUAUCAGAUCAUCAGUUUUUUUACAAUUUCUCGCAUGGAAUAGCUUUCAUUUCUCAGAUCAAAUGUAGACUGAGGAGUUUCAGAAGAAAGUUCUUUGUUUCUGGCUAUUUUGAGACUGCAAUUGAACCCACAAACGCUGAUGCUCCAGACACUCAAGCAGUCUAAAGAAGGCCAGUUUUAUUGCUUAUUCAUUCAGAACAACAGUUUUCAGCUGUGCUAACAUAAUUGCAAAAAGGGUUUUCCAAUGAUCAAUUAGCCUUUUAAAAUGAAAAACUUGGAUUAGCUAACACAUCGUGCCAUUGGAACACAGGAGUGAUGGUUGCUGAUAAUGGGCCUCUGUACGCCUGUGUAGAUAUUCCAUAAGAAAUCUGCUGUUUCCAGCUACAAUAGUCAUUUACAACAUUAACAAUGUCUACACUGUAUUUCUGAUCAAUUUUAUGUUAUUUUAAUGCACAAUGUUUUUGCUUUUCUUUCAAAAUCAAGGGCGUUUCUCAGUGACCCCAAACUUUUGAACGGUGGUGUAUUUUAAGGUCUUUCCAGACAUGUUUGAUCAGGUUCAAGUCCAGACUCUGCCUGGGCCACUCAAAGACAUUCAGAAACUUGUCACAGGCCACUCCUGCAUUGUCUUUGCUGUGUCUGUGUCCUGUUGGAAGAUUACCCUUCGCCCCAGUCUGAGGUCCUGAGCACUAUGGAGCUGGUUUUCAUCAAUGAUCUCUCUAUACUUUUCUCCGUUCAUCUAUCCCUCAAUCCUGACUAGUCUCCCUGUCCCUGCUGCUGAAAAUCAUACCCAUUGCAUUAUGCUGCCACCAUCAUGCUUCACCAUAGGGAUGGUACAUGUUUCCUCCAGAUGUGACGCUUGACGUACAGGCCAAAGUGUUCAAUCUUGGUUUCAUCAGACCCGAGAAUCUUGUUUAUCAUGGUCUGAUGCCUUCUGCCAAACUCCAAGUGGGCUUUCAAUUGCCUUUUACUGAGGAGUAACAUCUGUCAGUCCACUCUACCAUAAAGGCUUGAUUGAUAGAGUGCUGCAGAUUUGUGAGAAUGACCAUUGGGUUCUUGGUCACCUCCCUGACCAAGACCCUUCUCCCUCGAUUGCUCAGUUUGGCUGGGCGGCCAGCUCUUGGAAGAGUCUUGAUGGUUCCAUACUCCUUCCAUUUAAGAAUUAUGGAGGCCACUAUGAUCUUGGGAACCUUCAAUGCUGUAGACAUUUUUUGGUACCCUUCCCGAGAUCCGUAACUUGACACAAUUCUGUCUUUGAGCUCUAAGGACAAUUCCUUCGACCUCAUGGCUUGGUUUUUGCUCAAAAAUGCACUGUCAACUGUUGGACCUUAUAUAGACAGGUGUGUGCCGUUCCAAAUAAUUUCCUAUUCAUUUAAUUUACCACAGGUGGACUCCAAUCAAGUUGUAGAAACAUGUCAAGGAUGAUCAAUGGAAACAGGAUUUAUCUGAGCUCAAUUUCGAGUCUCAUAGCAAAGGGUCUGAAUACUUAUGUAAAUAAGGUAUUUCUGUAUUUAAAUGUUUCUUUAUUAGCACAAAUGUAUAAAAAACAGUUUUCGCUUUGUCAUUAUGGGGUAUUGUGUGUAGAUUGAGGAAUUAAUUUGAUAUUUUUUUUGUAAAAGGCUGUAACGUAACAAUGUGGAAAAUAAUCAAGGGGUCUGAAUAUUUCCCGAAUGCACUGUAUAUCUGUGAAUUCUUACUGAUACAUGUCGCCCUUCACCCUCUGGUGCAAUGGAUAACUUGUAAUUAAAGUUUUUCUCCAGAAAGA
Messenger RNA from Oncorhynchus keta (chum salmon), 8287 nucleotides. RefSeq names its product carbonic anhydrase 4-like. The coding region runs from base 44 to 1003 and encodes 319 amino acids. Gene Ontology annotation, molecular function: zinc ion binding; carbonate dehydratase activity. The transcript is spliced from 9 exons. NCBI's taxonomy places the organism in Eukaryota, Metazoa, Chordata, Actinopteri, Salmoniformes, Salmonidae. Gene Ontology annotation, cellular component: plasma membrane. The record is from RefSeq and is a predicted model, not a curated record.